Messenger RNA from Batrachochytrium dendrobatidis JAM81, 1641 nucleotides. RefSeq lists its product as uncharacterized. Gene Ontology annotation, biological process: aldehyde metabolic process. NCBI's taxonomy places the organism in Eukaryota, Fungi, Chytridiomycota, Chytridiomycetes, Rhizophydiales. Gene Ontology annotation, cellular component: cytoplasm. The transcript is spliced from 5 exons. Gene Ontology annotation, molecular function: aldehyde dehydrogenase (NAD+) activity. The coding region runs from base 1 to 1641 and encodes 546 amino acids. The record is from RefSeq and is a predicted model, not a curated record.
AUGGAACACUUUACUCCCGUUCAGGACAUUGAUGGACUGGUGGAUGAUGCUCGCAUUUCAUAUGCACAAGGCCGUACUCGCUCAGCUUCUUGGAGAGAGCAGCAGUUACGAGCGCUGUACCGGUUCACUAUUAAGGAAGAAGAUGCAUUGACUGCUGCUGUACACAUGGAUCUUCGUAAGUCUCCAGCAGAAACUGUCAUAUUCGAGAUUGGGUUUGUGCGCAAUGCCAUCAUUUAUGCCCUGGAACAUCUGCAUGACUGGAUGAAUCCGACAAAAGUCUGUGGAGGAAGUUUGGCAUUUGCGUUGGACAGAUGCGAAAUCCGCAACGAUCCUCUCGGUGUAGUGCUCAUCAUUGGCACUUGGAAUUAUCCCAUUUAUCUAUCGUUGUCUCCAUUAGUUUCAGCAAUAGCUGCUGGAAAUGCCGUUGUUAUGAAGUUUUCUGAACUUGCACCUCAUACCAGUCUUGCCUUGUAUUCACUACUGCCCAAGUAUAUGGAUCCAACUUCUAUCAAGUACGUGUAUGGAGAUAUUCCACAGUCAUCCAAGCUACUCGAAAUGCCAUUUGGAUUGAUUUUUUAUACCGGAAAUGCUACUGUUGCAAGAGUGGUGAUGCAGGCUGCUGCCAAGCAUCUUACUCCUGUUGUCUUGGAAUUGGGUGGAAAGAGCCCAGUAAUUGUUGACAAGCAAACCGAUGUGCAAUCCACUGUGAAGCGUAUCUUGUGGGCUAAGAUCAUCAAUGCAGGACAGGCAAGUACUACAGAUCCAAUUACUUGCGUUGCUCCUGAUCAUGUUUAUGUUCACAAAUCCAUUGCACAAGACUUUUAUGCAUAUGUGCCCACUGCCAUCAAAGAGCUUUUAGGAGACAACCCAGCAGCCUCGGAUGUAUACCCACGAUUGAUUAACCGUCGACAUUUUGAACGGCUUGAAAAGGUUCUUGGUGAUCAGUUGAAGGUUGCUGGAACAGAGAUUGUACACGGUGGACAGAUGAAUAGCAAUGACUUGUUUAUUUCUCCGACUGUUUUGCGUGGUGUUUCUGCUGAUGCUACAAUCCACCCAAUUAUGGAUGGAGAGAUUUUUGGUCCUAUUUUACCCAUAAUUGAGUACAGUGAUAUCGAGGAUGUGUUUGCAGCUAUUCGCGAAAUAGGGUUAUGGGCACCAGAUCAAGUUUUAAACAAAUUUGUAAAUGAUAGUAAAACACCACUUGCGCUCUAUCCAUUCUCAAGCAAUCAAAAGUUUAUUGACAGAGUCAUCAAGAAUGUGCCUUCUGGAAAUGUUGUUGCCAACGAUCUCAUCCUAUCACUUGCAGUCGACUCUCUUCCAUUUGGAGGCAUGGGCGAAUCAGGUAUGGGAGCUUAUCACGGAAAGUUUGGCUUUGAUGCCUUUACAAAAUCUCGCGCAGUCAUGAUUCGACCCAACUCACUUGAAAUCCUCAACAAGAUCCGAUACCAGCAAGUAUCCUUCAAUCGUAAAAAAGCACCUUAUCAUAUUGUUUGCUGGCUGCUCUUUCGUCAUAUGCCAUCCCGAUUUAUGCUAAAUGUGAGACGAUUGAGCAUGUGGACUAAACGAGCUGUGGGUGGAUUAGGGCUUCCGCUUGCUGUAGUAUUGGGCAUAAUGAUUGGGUACUUUUUACCUCGACAUUGA